Pedinophyceae sp. YPF-701 is the source of this 1038-nucleotide messenger RNA. The record is from the annotation of a GenBank genome assembly. NCBI's taxonomy places the organism in Eukaryota, Viridiplantae, Chlorophyta, Pedinophyceae.
AUGAAGACAGAGACCGGCCCGCGCGUUGCCAUUGUCGGCGUCUCCGGCGCCGUCGGGAUGGAAUUCCUCAAGGUGCUCAAGCAGAGGGACUUCCCCUACCGCGGCAUGAAGAUGCUCGCCUCCAAGCGCUCCGCCGGCAAGGAGGUGAAGUUCGAUGGCGACACGUACGUGAUCGAGGAGCUCACGGAGGCGUCGUUCGACGACGUGGACAUCGCUCUGUUCUCCGCCGGUGGCUCGAUCUCCAAGAAGUUCGGCCCCCUCGCUGCGGAGAAGGGCGUCGUCGUCGUGGACAACAGCUCGGCUUUCAGGAUGACCGAGGGCGUCCCGCUGGUGAUCCCCGAGAUCAACCCGGACCACAUGGCCCACAUCAAGCUCGGCUCGGGCAAGGGCGCCAUCAUCGCCAACCCCAACUGCUCCACCAUCAUCGCCCUCAUGGCCGUCACGCCCCUCCACCGGCACAAGGCUGUGAAGCGCAUGGUCGCGUCGACGUACCAGGCGGCGUCGGGCGCGGGCCAGGCCGCGAUGGAGGAGCUGGUGCAGCAGACGCGCGAGGUGCUCGACGGCAAGCCCGUGACGCAGGAGAUCUUCCCGUUCCAGUACGCGUUCAACUGCUUCUCGCACAACUCGCCGCUGGACGUCGAGCUCGGGUACAACGAGGAGGAGAUGAAGCUGACCAAGGAGACGGCCAAGAUUUGGGCAGAUGACAAGCCGCGCAUUUCGGGGAUGUGCAUCCGCGUGCCCGUGAUGCGCGCGCACGCCGAGUCGAUCAACCUCGAGUUCUACGAGGACUUCGACUGGCAGGAGGCCAAGGACGUCCUCUCCAAGGCCCCGGGCAUCAAGGUGCUGGACGACCGCGCGAACAACCGGUUCCCGAUGCCCCUGGACGCCACGGGCGGCGACGAGGUCUGGGUCGGGCGCAUCCGCCAGGACAUCUCGCAAGAGGGCAAGCGCGGCCUCGACAUCUUCAUCGCCGGCGACCAGAUCCGCAAGGGCGCCGCGCUCAACGCCGUGCAGGUCGCCGAGCUGCUCGUGAAGUAA